AUGGCUCUCUGGGUCACGGUCCUGCCCUUGCUGGCCCUCCUGGCACUCUCGAUGCCCGCUCCCGGUGGGGCCUUCCCUAACCAGCACCUGUGUGGCUCUCACCUGGUGGAGGCUCUCUACCUGGUGUGCGGAGAAAAAGGCUUCUACUACAUCCCCCGGGGCCGCAGGGAUGCCGAGGAGCCUGUCGUUCGUGGGCUCCUCCAGAACGGGUUGAAUGACCUGGAGUUCCCCUCUGACCUCCAGGUGGGCAAGAGGGGCAUCGUGGAGGAAUGCUGCAAAGGCGUCUGCUCCAUGUACCAGCUGGAAAAUUACUGCAACUAG
Molecule: messenger RNA, 321 nt
Organism: Ornithorhynchus anatinus (platypus)
Lineage: Eukaryota; Metazoa; Chordata; Mammalia; Monotremata; Ornithorhynchidae
Gene: INS
Product: insulin
Exons: 2
Coding region: 1-321 (106 amino acids)
Cellular component (GO): extracellular region
Molecular function (GO): hormone activity
Source: RefSeq, a predicted model, not a curated record